This is a messenger RNA of Podarcis lilfordi (Lilford's wall lizard), 6749 nucleotides long. Lineage: Eukaryota; Metazoa; Chordata; Lepidosauria; Squamata; Lacertidae. The record is from the annotation of a GenBank genome assembly.
GUCUACCUCGCCACCGUCGACGACGCUGCUGCCACCACUACACCGCGGCGGCGCUCCUCCGGCGGCGGUGGCGGCGGCAGCAGCAGCGGCAGCAGCAGCAGCAGCAGCCGCCGCCGCAGCUGCGUUAAGGGAGGCGCGCAACCCCCCACCCCCCGUCCGCCCCCUCCAUGAUGGACAGCCGCAUCCUGGAGCACCCCCAUGCCCAGUUCGGAGGCUUGGUGGGCUUCCCUUACCCCCUCGGCCAUCACCAUGUCUACGAGCUGGCCGGACACCAGCUGCAGUCGGCCGCCGCCGCCGCCGCCGCGGCUUCGGUACCCUUCUCCAUCGACGGAUUACUCAACGGCUCCUGCGCCGCCUCCGUGGUCAACCCCACCCCGCUCAUCCCCUCCGGCUGCGGAGACGGGCAGCCCUUCAAGCUCUCCGGUAAGUCGGCGGGCAUGGCAAGCGCUGGGCUGGCGGCGCCCGGGAUCCGGCCCGAUCCGGUGCCUCCAUCCUUCCAUCCGUAACAGCUCGCUUGCUUCCCUCCUCGCCUUCUCCUCCUUCCUGGAAUCACCGGCAGGAUAAAACUCAGGGCUUUCCAGGUGUCUUUCGGUGGGGGGGGGGAGCGCCAGACUGAGCAGGAGCAGGGGUGAAUCAGGGGUCAGGAUCAGACAUCUAGAUUUUUAAAAGAGAACUCUGCCACCAGUUUUCAUCGCAAGCAACUUCUCCGAUGCGGAGAGGCACUCGCGCCUCGCCAGAGCUCCAGGAGCCGCGAUGCGCAAUCGAUCAUUUCCUCCUUCUUCCCUUUUUCUCUCCGUCCUAGUUGUUUUGUUUCCAGUAGAAGUGGGGAUGUUUGGGGGGGAAGGAACCCGAAUAGAGGUUUUUUUUUGGGGGGGUGGGGAAUCAUCAAGGUUCUGUGAAAUUGGGGAGUGAGAAAAGGCCCUCGCCUCCUCCGUAAGCUCCUUUGCUGAUUUUUCUGCCCCCAGCAACUCACUUUAUUUGCUGAAGGUGGAAACGGAAACGGCUUCUCUCUUUAGGCUUCUCCCCCUCUCCCCUUUAGCUCUUAAAAGGACCCAAAAUAUACUAUUUUUUGUAUACCAAGUAUAGUAUUUAUGCAAAAACCAUAAGAUACCUCUGCUUUUUAAAAUCCCCCGCACUUAUUCUGAAGGAAGCGAGACAAGCGCUCCCUGCGCACAUCGGAACCGAUCUGGCUUUCGGCUUGGGCUAGUCGUUUGGUGUCCUCGCUCGCCCAAACAGAAAAUCCGAACAAAAGACAGGUGGUCUGGGUGAGCGGGGGAGGAGAAGACGAGAAGGAGGGUACCGAGGGCCUUGGGAAGGUCAGGAUUUCACAGUUUUGCGCAAAGGCUCCGCGGCCCAUCGAAAGUUUCCAGGUGCCACCUCCUAGAUUCCCUUCUAUUUUAAAACUCAAACGCCUAAAACCUACAAAUCCACUCAGGACAUAAUGGAGGCCCUUUUAUUUUUGACCUCACAGACCUGAAGCGUGUCCUUUAUUUGGUAACUUUAUUCCAACAAACCUACCUUGAAUCUCGUUUGAAAAUAAGAGAGUGGGGGGACGGGACCGGACCACGUGCCAAUUUUUUUUUUAAAAAAUUGAAAUUAUAAAGCAAGAAAAUCCUAGCUCUCGAAAUCAGGACAAAUAUAUGUAUUACUGUCCAACUUCGCUUGAACAAAUAAAAAGUAAGGCUCGUUCCAUAAUCUUAAAUGAUAUAUUUCUCCUGUAAACAAUCCUCGAAUUAACCUUUGGCGACAAAAAAAUAUAUUCAAGGAAGUUGUGUCUCCAUCAUUUGGGUUUUAGCUUCGAAAUAAGAAUAUACGGUCCAGGUAUACAUAUAGAAAAUUGAUAGAGUGGUGACUCCAUCAGUUUUAAAACAUGAAGGUGGUUUUUACCCCAUUGUUAUGGAAUGAAAGGUGAUCGUCUAUCAAUUAGUAAUUGGUAUGAAGAGUUUGCUUCUCUCAUCGCUCUUUUCCGCCCCCCCCCCCAGACUCUGUGGAUCCUGACAAGGAGAGUCCAGGUUGCAAAAGGCGACGGACGCGCACGAAUUUCACCGGUUGGCAGCUGGAAGAGUUAGAGAAGGCAUUUAACGAAAGUCACUACCCCGACGUAUUUAUGAGAGAGGCGCUGGCGUUGAGGCUGGAUCUGGUGGAAUCCAGAGUGCAGGUAAAAAAAACCGAGCGGGGCUCCUCUUCCUUCCCUCUACAACAUAAAGCGCACGAGGGUCCACUCCGCAGUCAAACUCGUUUCAGGCUUCAAGCCCUGACACCUGCCCAUUGCGCACAGUGGGAUAUUCAGCUCUCGGUAAACGUAUAUAUAAGACUACUCUGUGCAAAGCCUGUCAGUUCCUUAGCAUGGGAAAGAGUUACGCACCUUGAGCUGGAUCCGGCCCAAAUUCUGACCUCACCAAAAUAUUGCGCCCCCCUCCCCUCUCUCUGUCGGGCCAGCAAACCAAAUUUACCAACUUUGUGUUUGUGUGUGGUUUUGUUAAAGUUGGGGAAAGCAUUUUAGAGGGGUGGGGGGGUGGGGGAGUUAGCAAAAAUAAAUGCCUCCCUUCUUUGCUCCUAAACAUGCUGGGGGCGGUGUUCAUUGCGUGGAAGUGGUCUUGCGCCCCCCCCCCCCCAGUUCCUCUACUACCUUUCCUUUAAUUUCCGCCCGCGGGUAGGGGAAAACCCCUCUCCAUUUAUAUUUAUUUGUACUCUAGCUUUCGGGAGUUAUUUGUUUUUUCGUCUCUAUUUUCUCCCCCGCCCGACAACCCCUAAAAAGAAGUAGACCCCCGGGAAGCGGUUUAAGUGCAGAAGGUUCUUGAGGUAGUUUACAUUAAAUAUUUCCCAGAGUUAGGCCUGAUGAGGGACACGCGAGUUCAGAUUUGCCGCUUAGCCCCUGGGAUUGGGGGAGGGGGAGAGAGAGAGGGAAGCGGUCGGGGAGAUCUUAAAGGGAAAAUGGCAAAGGGGGUUAGAUUACAUAUAUGUAUAUUUGCCCUGUAGCACAAUUUUCACCUAUAUGAAAUUGCAUCUUGGUUUCAACCGCUCUUGUAUACUUUUUAAAUUUUUUUUUUGGGGGGGGACAAUUGCACCUCCCCCCUGCUUCAGAGCAGACUUUAAAAAUAAUCUCAUAGGCAAUUAUUUUUAAUAACAAGGUACUAAUACCGUUACUCCCCCACCUUUAGUUUUGAAUUUGGAAAUAGAAAACCCUACUCAAACUUUGCAACAUCUUUCCUGGCUCUGGGGGUUUGGGGUCGAGCAUGGAGGAACUUGGGGUGACACACUUUUCAACGCCCCCCCCAAUAUCGGAGCAGCCGGGCAAUCGAAAACAAGGAGUCUCCCUCCCACAGAAGCCCCUUGUGUGCCUGCGUGCGUUUUAAAAAAUAAUAGAGUUGUUACUUGCAAAAGCGCAGGGGCUAAUAACAUUACUGACUCUUAUUAAUCCGGGCUGGCAUUGUCUAAAAGGUGUAUUUACAAAAUGCUUCCACCCUCCCCCUCUUCCCCUCUCCUGACCUCUUCUGUUUUGAAAUCCUUUUAUCCAAUUUGUUCGGAGGCUGUUGAAUGAAGUCAAGACCCUCGAUUUCCCUCUAAUACGAUAAUGAGUAAUUCUCGGUGACAAGGGCUGCUGGAACUGACAAGUCAGGAAAGGAUAGGGAAUUGCAAAAUACAUACCAGCAGAGCAAGCUUAUUAUUAUUAUUAUUAUUAUUAUUAUUAUUAUUAUUAUUAUUUUCUUAUUAUUUUAAGAAACAAGGUUUUCUGAUAGGGACCAGCAAGGUUGAUUAAGUUACUUAUCCUUCCCUUCACCUCCUACGUCCUUAAAAACACACACCCUCUAAACCUAGAAUUCUUAUGCACCCCAGAAACUCUCCCCACCCCAUCCUGAUCUCCGGUUUACUUUUGAAAGUUGAUUUAAAAAUUAUUAAUAUUAAUGGUGUGAUUUUAUUGUGGGCUUUCUGCCAUGAUGAUUGAGGUGGGGGCAAAGAGUGAUAAGUGCAUGAGAGUCAAAGGAUUCGGGGGGAACCAUCUCACUUUGAUACUAAAACAGUGAUGUUUAAGUUGGGGACCUGUUAGUGAAUGUUAAUUUAUUGAUUUGAGAGCUCGUGGGAAAUAGCACACCCCUCCCCCCCCCAAGCUUAUUCUCCCUUUCGGGGUUUUGUUUUUACACCUUUGCCAAACGUUUUUCAUUUUGUGGACACUUUCUCAAACCUCGUUGAUCUUAAAGUAUUAUUCCUCCUCGUCUUCGAUCAGUAUGUUUUAGUUGUGUGUGGGGGGGGGGGAGGAUGUUGCUAUUGAAAAAACGGUGGGAUGCGUGCCUUAUUUAUUUGGUUUUUUAAAAGAAACUCGUGUGCGUGUGUGACGGUGGGAGAGUUCUUUAAAAGCUGGUGGUGACAUCUGACUUUCCGUAGGGUCAAAUCUUGAUCCCUUUCGUUUGUCAAUUUCACAGUCUUCAAGUUAGGCUCUCUCCCCCUCUGAAUGAAAGCCCAGGAAAGGAUGCAGUCGUGAUUUUAAGGGGAGCGGGAGGGAGGUUGUUGUCGAGAAAACACGUGUGGCAGAUUCCAAGAACUCUCUCUCUCUCCCCCCCCCCCCUUUUCCAAUUUUCCUUUCCUCCUUCGCAAUUCACUUCGGAAGGGGAUUCCCGGGAUGUGGUGACUUGUGUGAUUGUUCGGGGGGGGGGCGCGGGGAGUGAAAAGGGAGCAAAGACUUUUAUUCGUAGUUCAUGGCAUUUCCCACCCACACCCCAGUGACAUUUUAAAAUAAUAAUAAUAAUGGUAAUGAUAAUAAUAACAACAAUAUACUGUCACCCGAUUAAUACGAAAUAAUUAAGAUGUUUUCCCUGCCGCCCGAGGGCCCUUGCCAACCGAACCGAGCGCACAAACCCAUGAGCGGAAGUGUAGGAACUGCUACAUUUGAACCAACAAGCACAAUCUCUUGUAUGGUGUUUUGGGGGCGGGGGGACGACGACGACGACGUGGGAGUUUGCUAUCAAACUUCCGAAAGAGGAAGCCGGUAUGGAUACCCAGCCCUGGAUUUUUACGCACGUAGCAGGGAAGGUAGACAGCGAGGGGAGGAAAAGAGCAAACAACAACAACAACAAUAUCUCCGGUGGCGCUUUGAUUUUUUUUCUUGUACCUUCCUUUCCUUGCACGCUGUUGGCUCUAAGCCUUUGAAUUUACAGACGGCCUCCCCCCCCCCCAAAAAAAGAGAGACCCGCAUAAUUAUUUCCCUCUCUCUCUUUGAGUUAUAUAUUUGCUGGAGUGGUCUCCACUUGCAUCCCCACUAAAAGCACCAAACUUCCCUUUCUGUCCGAAUUCUGAUUUCUUGAGGCUGCAAUCCUAGGCUCCUUUACCUGGGAGUAAAGCCCAUUUAACUCGCUGGGGUUGGCUUCUGAUUAGAAGUGUGUAAGAUUUCGCUCUUUAUUAAAAAUAGGAUAAAAUGCAAGCUACCCAGGAAUGGUUAACGCGGGUCGGGACUUGGUUGCUUCUGCGCCCCGAGCAAGAAGGGAAGGAGGGAGGGGGAAUGGAGGGUUGGGGGGGCGGGAGGAAGCUGGCGACCCCCUCCUCCCCCACUGGCCCUCGGGGGCCACCAGGGGGUCCCUGCUGUUAACGGCUUCUCCUCCUUGUUCGGUGUGUAGGUUUGGUUCCAAAACCGCCGGGCCAAAUGGCGAAAGAAAGAGAACACGAAGAAGGGGCCCGGCCGGCCGGCGCACAACUCCCACCCGACGACGUGCAGCGGGGAGCCGAUGGACCCGGAGGAGAUCGCGCGCAAGGAGCUGGAGAAGAUGGAGAAGAAAAAGCGCAAGCACGAGAAGAAGCUGCUCAAGAGCCAGAGCCGGAACCUGCACUCGCCCAGCGGCCUCUCCGUCAACAGCAGCACGCAGAGCUCCGACAGCGACGGCGGCGGCGGAGGCCUCUCUCCGGACCCUCCGGACACCUGCAAGAUCGGCCCGCACAACCCGUCCCGGCCGGGCAGCUGCGACCCUGCGGCCUCGGCUUUCUACCCGAGCCGAGGCGGCCACGGGGUCUGUGGUGGUGGUGGCGGCGGCGGCGGCAGCAACCGGUGUGCCGACAAGGACGGGUCCGCGCCGUCGGGCUCCGAGUGCGGGCCGCCUCCCUCGACGGCGCGAGGCGGGGUGGGCGGCUCGGGCGGCGCCUUGCCCAAGCUCAACCCGUUCAGCGUGGAGAGCCUCCUGUCGGACUCGCCGCCGCGGCGGAAAGCGGCGCUGGAUUUCCCGCAGGCCUUGGCGCCGUGCGCCCCGACGGCGCGCACGCUCAUUGGCAAGGGGCACUUUUUGCUCUACCCCAUCACGCAGCCGCUGGGCUUCAUCGUGCCCCAAGCCGCCCUCAAGAGCAACCCGGGCCAAGAGCCGCCGCAGGGGGGCUCCCCUCUGCCCGCCGCCAACCCCAGCCCGGACCCCGCGCCCCCCAAGAGCAGCAGCACCGCCGCCAUCUCCACGUCCGGAGGCCGCUUGCCGCCCGAGAAUAGCUCCUCCGUCGCGCCCGGGGCCCUCUGCGGACUGAGGAAGGCCGUGGCUUCCCCUCUGGCCACAGCCUGCUCCUCUUCCUCCGCUUCCUCCUCCUCCUCCUCCUCCUCCUCUCCCCCCUCUGCCUAUUGCGAUUCCUCUUCCCAGAUGGACAGUAGCUGCGCCGUCGUGCAACCAAAGUCCCCCGCGAAAGACGCUUGUCAAUCCAGAGACAAUCCGGAUUGUCGCACAGAGCCAAACUGUCCAGCAGAGACCAGCAAUUUAGACUGUGAGGAAGUGGAUAUGGACUAA